Messenger RNA from Microthlaspi erraticum, 309 nucleotides. The record is from the annotation of a GenBank genome assembly. Lineage: Eukaryota; Viridiplantae; Streptophyta; Magnoliopsida; Brassicales; Brassicaceae.
AUGCUUGGCGGGGUCGAGGUCAGUCCUCCUCCCCAACUGUUUCCAGGGCUCAUCGGUAUAAGCAACAUUAUCGUCAGACACGUCAGACCAGAUAUUUCAUGGUCUAGUUGGUCCGAGCGAUAUCGUCACCCGACUCGUGAGAUCCAGAUAAUUCCGGAACUCAUCGCUCGGCUUGAAGACUUGAUUCCGUCGAGGUAUUACUCGACCUCGUCUAUACAAGUAGCUGGGGUAGCGUAUCUGCCUGGACAGAUAUGCUUGGCGGGGUCAAUGUUAGUCCCACUGGGCGUAGAUAGACUUCUCGCGAUCUAA